AUGGCUCAACAGACCAGGCGCUCCGGUGACGGCAAGGUGUGCAUCGUCGGCAAGAUGGGGGUUACCGACUUCGGCACUGGCAUACCGGGUAUCGCAGAAGAUCUCAGAGUCACUUCAGAAUCCGACUAUCACUGGCGCACCUUCAUCACACCUAAGCAGCCACAUCCCCCUGGCUGGAUGAGCCGCUCACAACGCCACAAGGCCAACAAGCGCCGUGAUCGCAAGAUCGCCGCCGAAGCUGCCGCCGUUCAGAAGACCCAGCAGAACAGCACACGACCACUCCUGAGAAUUCCCCCAGAGGUACGCCUCAUCAUCUACGAGUAUGCCAUGAUCGACAACUGGACCAAGCGCCAGGAUGCCAUGGACACCAUGCUCUCCUACUCUUCCGAAGGUGAGGACGCCCUGAAGAUGCAUGCGCGAGUUCUCAAGGAGAAGGAGGCAUUCAGGAGGUUGAGUGCUGAGCCUCCUGCACUUCGAGUCUGUCGUCUGAUUCGUUCGGAGGGCAUGAAGACCUACUACCAGUUUCUCAUCGCGCAGAAGAAGCGCCUCGCGGAGCGAGCGUCGGUGCUUUACAGUCGUGUGGCAAAGAUUAUGCUGACAGCCCCCGUGGGCGAGUGGCUUGAUGACGAUGCGGAGUCGAUGGCGAUUGUGCUGGAUCUUAUUCCGGAUGUGGAGAAGGAGAUGAAGAAGUUGGAGCAUUUUGGUCACGCUGUCGCCGACCAAGACGACGAUAAGGACGGCCAGACCGAGGGCGGCAAGGUGGACAGCAUCAAAGGCGUUCAGGACGAGGGCAAGGACAAGCAGAAAGAAGCCGGCGAGCAAAAGAAGCUCGAUGACUUCUUGGACACCCCCAUGUUCGAGGUCACCAUACCCGGUCGAUACCACGCUGGUAAAGGAGAAGAGGAUGAGGACGAGGAGGACGAGGACGAGGCUUCUGGCGAAGACAUGGCUGCACUGGAUGAGGCGAUGCUGCAGAUGGCUGUGGAUGCCUCCCUCGAAGUGCCAUGA
Molecule: messenger RNA, 1008 nt
Organism: Fulvia fulva
Lineage: Eukaryota; Fungi; Ascomycota; Dothideomycetes; Mycosphaerellales; Mycosphaerellaceae
Exons: 1
Coding region: 1-1008 (335 amino acids)
Source: RefSeq, a predicted model, not a curated record